ACCCUCAUCUGCAUAAACCCACCCCUAUUUGAGGUCUACCAGACGCUGCUGAGCCCCACCCAGCAUCAUGUGGCCCUGGUCGGCACCAAGGGGCUCAUGGUGCUGGAGCUGCCCAAGCGCUGGGGGAAGAAUGCUGAGUUUGAAGGUGGGAAAUCCACGGUGAACUGCAGCACUAUUCCUGUUGCAGAAAGGUUCUUCACCAGCUCAACAUCUCUGACUCUGAAGCAUGCUGCCUGGUACCCCUGUGAGACAGUAGAGCCCCACAUUGUGCUCUUGACUUCAGAUAAUACUAUAAGGUUUUACAGCCUGAAGGUGCCUCAGACUCCCACCAAAGUGAUUGCUCUUUCAGACACAGAGGAGGAGACUCUGACAAUCAAGAAAGGGAGAGCCUACACAGCAUCCCUGGGAGAAACAGCCGUGGCCUUUGAUUUUGGCCCCCUGGUGUCCGUCCCCAGGAGCGCGGCGGGACAGCGAGGGAGCGAGGAGGUGCUGGCCUACCCACUGUACAUCCUGUAUGAAAACGGAGAGACAUUCCUCACCUACACCAGCCUGCUGCACAGCACUGGAAAUCUUGAUAAGCUGCUUGGCCCCCUGCCCAUGCACCCUGCUGCAGAAGACAACUAUGGCUAUGAUGCCUGUGCUGUCCUGUGCCUGCCUUGUGUUCCAAACAUCCUGGUGAUUGCCACCGAGUCGGGAAUGCUGUAUCACUGUGUGGUGCUGGAUGGAGAAGAGGAUGAUGAGCAGUCAGAAAAGUCAUGGGACCCCAGAUCUGACCUGAUUCCCUCCCUGUAUGUGUUUGAAUGUGUUGAGCUGGAACUCGCACUGAAAUUGGCCUCAGGAGAGGAGGAGGAGCCCUGGGAGUCUGAUUUCUCUUGCCCAAUCAGGCUCCAUCGAGAUCCAAAAUGUCCCUCUCGUUACCACUGCACACACGAAGCUGGUGUCCACAGUGUGGGGCUGCCCUGGAUCAACAAACUGCACAAGUUCCUGGGUUCAGAUGAAGAAGACAAAGACAGUUUACAGGAGUUGGGAGCAGAGCAGAAGUGCUUUGUUGAACAUAUUCUUUGUACAAAACCAUUGCCAUGCAGACAACCUGCUCCCAUCAGAGGAUUUUGGAUUGUUUCUGACAUCCUGGGGCCCACCAUGAUCUGCAUCACAAACACCUAUGAGUGCAUUACAAGGCCUCUCUUGAGCACAGUCCAUCCUGCAUCCCCUCCCCUGCUGUGCACCAGAGAAGACCCAGACGUGGGUGUGUCCCCCCUGCGGAUCCUGGCCGAGUCCCAACACUCCUUCGAGAAGCACAUCCGGGGCGUCCUGCAGCGCGGCGCUGCCAACCCCUGCCUGCUCAAGUCUGCUGACAAGGAUGCUGCUCCUCCCCCUGAAGAAUGCCUUCAGCUUCUUAGCAGAGCCACCCAGGUGUUCAGAGAGGAGUACAUUCUGAAACAGGACCUGGCAAAAGAGGAAAUCCAGCAAAGAGUGAAGCUGCUGAGGGAACAGAAAAAGAAACAACUGGAAGAUCUUAACUACUGCCGAGAGGAAAGGAAAAGCUUGCGGGAGAUGGCAGAGCGCCUGGCUGACAAGUAUGAGGAAGCCAAAGAGAAGCAAGAAGAUAUCAUGAACAGGAUGAAGAAAGUACUGCGGAAUUUCCACUCUCGUCUUCCUGUUCUAUCAGACAGUGAAAGGUACAUGAGGAAAGAAUUGCAGACCAUACAUGACCAGCUGCAGCACCUCAGCAAUGCCAUCAGACAGGUGAAAAUGAAAAAGGAAUACCAGCAGCAGAAGAUGGAGAAGGGCACCAGCCCCCGAAAACCCAGCAUCACCCUCAGUGCCUACCAGAGCAAGUGCAUCCAAACUGUCCUGAAAGAAGAGGGAGAACUCAUAAGGGACAUGGUAAAACAGAUCAACGAGAUCAGAACCCGUUUGAACUUCUGA
Chaetura pelagica (chimney swift) is the source of this 1929-nucleotide messenger RNA. It is a transcript of the gene NUP88, whose product is annotated as nucleoporin 88kDa. Gene Ontology annotation, cellular component: nuclear pore. Gene Ontology annotation, biological process: ribosomal large subunit export from nucleus; mRNA export from nucleus; ribosomal small subunit export from nucleus. Bases 97 to 1929 code for a protein of 610 amino acids. The transcript is spliced from 16 exons. Lineage: Eukaryota; Metazoa; Chordata; Aves; Apodiformes; Apodidae. Gene Ontology annotation, molecular function: structural constituent of nuclear pore. The record is from RefSeq and is a predicted model, not a curated record.